Molecule: messenger RNA, 965 nt
Organism: Falco peregrinus (peregrine falcon)
Lineage: Eukaryota; Metazoa; Chordata; Aves; Falconiformes; Falconidae
Gene: MRPL2
Product: mitochondrial ribosomal protein L2
Exons: 6
Coding region: 39-935 (298 amino acids)
Biological process (GO): cytoplasmic translation
Cellular component (GO): ribosome
Molecular function (GO): RNA binding; structural constituent of ribosome
Source: RefSeq, a predicted model, not a curated record
CCCUGCCCCGGCCCCGCGCAGGCACCGGGCCGGCAGCGAUGGCGGCGGCCUUGUGCCGCGCCUUCAGGGCGCUCCUGUGGCCGGCCGCUUCGCUGCCCGCUGGGCUGCCCGCCGGGCCGCCCGCGUCGCUCCGCCUUCCGGGGGGCGCGCUGGCGGCUGCCUGCCGAGGGUUGGGCGGCUCGGCGCCGCGCUGCACCACAGACCCCAUGUGGAAGUGCCGGAUCAAGUACACGGUGCGGCCCGUGGGCAUGAAGAAGACGGGCGGCCGCGACCACACAGGCCGCAUCCGCGUUCGGGGCAUCGGCGGGGGACACAAGCGGCGGUACCGCAUGAUCGAUUUCCAGCGGCUGCGCUACGAGGAGGGCGCCGCGCCGCAGCCCUUCACUGAGAAGGUCAUCAACGUCCGAUACGACCCUUGUAGGUCGGCUGACAUCGCCCUGGUGGCCGGCGGCAACCGGAAGCGUUGGAUCAUUGCCACGGAGAACAUGCAGCCAGGGGACAUCAUCACGAACUCCUCUCACAUUGGCAGAAUGGCAGUGUCAGCUAAUGAAGGGGAUGCCUACCCGCUGGGGGCUCUGCCUGUUGGCACGCUGAUCUGCAACCUGGAGAGCCACCCUGGGAAGGGAGCGCAGUACAUCCGGGCAGCUGGGACUUGUGGGGUGCUGCUGAGGAAAGUGAAUGGGACGGCCAUCGUGCAGCUGCCCUCCAAGAGGCAUAUGCAGGUGCUGGAGACUUGCGUGGCCACGGUGGGCCGUGUGUCCAACGUUGACCACAACAAGCGGGUGAUCGGGAAGGCAGGCCGGAAUCGCUGGCUUGGCAAGCGCCCACACACAGGCCUGUGGCAUCGCAAGGGUGGCUGGGCUGGGCGCAAGAUCAAGCCUCUCCCGCCCAUGAAGAGCUACGUCAACCUGCCGCGGGUUACAGCACAGGAGUGAUGCUGCCAGCCAAUAAAGUUCUCCAUACCA